This is a messenger RNA of Pelodiscus sinensis (Chinese soft-shelled turtle), 548 nucleotides long. The record is from RefSeq and is a predicted model, not a curated record. Lineage: Eukaryota; Metazoa; Chordata; Testudines; Trionychidae.
CUGGCUUUCCUCCUCCUCCCCCUUUUUUUUCAGUUCUUGAGAAGGCAGCAGGUUCUUCAGUUAUAUAGAAGAAUUCUGCAGGCUAUUCGUCGGGUACCUACUGAAGCUGAUCGGCACUAUCUAAAGGAGUGGGCAAGGGAAGAAUUCAAAAAAAAUAAAGAUGCUAUAGAUGAGGAUGCAAUUAGGAUGAUGAUUACUCAGGGCAACAUGCAGCUUCAAGAACUUGAGAGAACACUUCAGCUGGCAAACUCCUAACCUUGAUUCUGAGAGCCAAUGGACUUUCAUCCACUGUGGGAAGUACUGGACUUUCUCUAGAAUGCAGCACAUGGUCUUAUGCUAAGAUAUCGGUAAUGUUUCAAGGUAGAAUAUCAUACAGUACCAUUAUUUCCUUUCUCUUCUUAUCUUAUCCAGCAUAUUUGGCAGUUGUAGACAAAUUAUGCCGUAUUUGUUUAAAUACUCAAAAGUGCGACAUAGUACUUUCGAGGGACAAGCAGAAAGUGCUGAAUAACAGCAGCAUUGGCAACGAAAGAAAAUAAACUUAAACGAGA